Molecule: messenger RNA, 1259 nt
Organism: Spea bombifrons (plains spadefoot toad)
Lineage: Eukaryota; Metazoa; Chordata; Amphibia; Anura; Pelobatidae
Product: E3 ubiquitin-protein ligase RNF182-like
Exons: 2
Coding region: 176-886 (236 amino acids)
Source: RefSeq, a predicted model, not a curated record
AUCCUCCCUGCAUACCUAUUACACUCACUCCAACCCUUUUUUCUCUGCCUCAUCCCGUCCGUACCUCUUUUCUGCUUUCAAUCAUCCUUCUUAUUCCUUUAUAAAAGCGGAUUAAACCCAACAGCAUUGAGGGCCUGACUUUGCCCUAUCAACGGCAUCAGCUUUCUUACUCAGUAUGUCUAGUUGUGAUGGGGACGCCUUGGAGCCACUACUGGGUGCCUUGGAGCUGGAGUGCAAAAUUUGUUACAAUGGUUUUGACACAAAACAACAUCGCCCUAAAGUGCUAGGGUGUGACCAUCGCGUGUGUGCCCGUUGCCUCAGGAAGAUGGUAUCUACCUGGGGCUCAGGUCCCCCAACCACCCUCAGCUGCCCUUUCUGCAGACAGGAGACUUCAUUACCUGAAGACCUACAGCUGUUGCCCGAUGACAGCUGUCUGCUAUCCAAACUCAGCUGUCAAGAGUGGACACGGAGGCGUGGUUGCUCUGUGGCACCCGAAGUGCUCUUAAGUCCUGGAGAUCUCUGUCGAGGGGCUAACUCCUCGGAAUGCUUGGUUAUCACUAUCAUGGAGGUGUCGGAGGAGCCACCAGGGCCUGGUGAGGACAUAACAAUACUAGACAUUUUGAGUGUGAAGUUCUCAUCAAGUCUGGCAUGGCUACCAAGUUCCUGUGUCCCUCACCCUUGCUGCCCUUGCAGGCCUGUGCCACGUGUCCUACUGGGAUUCCUGUGCCUUGUGUAUUUUAGCUCACUGCCCCUUGGUGUCUAUCUUCUUAUGAUCCAGCAACUGCCUCUUGGCAUUGUGUUGGUCAGCUUAGUGCCAUGUACCCUUGUACUCUGUCUGUUGUGCCAGUGUUUGUGCCAUGAGCUAGCAGCAAGUCUAUCCGACUAACCAGAACCCUGAAUUAAUUAUGGCUACCAAAAUCAUGAACAAUUUGGGCAAACAUUGCACCAAGAACAGGCCUACUAGUUGCACCAUAACUUGUGUAAUCAAGCAUAUAAGGUCUCCAGAAUAUUAUUUCAAUCCUGUGUUAUAUACAUUAUGACGUGGCUUGUGCUCACAGAUUUAGGAUCUCUUCCCAACAGCCAAAUUUAACUAAAUCUCAAAAAUAUAGAUUAAUGCAAGUGUGUUACUUUUGCUCUAAAAUAUAUAUUUUUUCUGUCUGUUAAGAUCACACAUUCCUAUAUAUGUAUAAAUAUUAUAUUGCAUACAGUUAUCUAUAUAUCAAUUUUAAAUGGUUAUGUAAAAUGUAUACUCAAUUAUG